GCCCACAUUUGGCGGCUACCGGAAGAAGCCUGUAAGCGGACCGGAAGGAAGGACAGUGAGCUCGCGCGUUGUUCGCUUGGUUUCUCAGUGGGCGGUUGCAGCGUCGGAGGCCUCUGCCGAGCGUCAGCUGCUGCUCGCUGUGUUAGCACCGCGGGAGCCCCUUUCGGUGCCAGCUGGCGAGCGCGCGCCUAGCUCCACAAAUCCUUUGCGCGCUCCCCUUUCCCGUCGUUCCUGCGGCCUAGACUGCGUCUUGAAGCCUUUCACGAAGCGGGGAGUCGAAUCAUGUCGCGCAGGCGGCACAGCUACAAGAAUGAUGGAGGGCAGCCACACAAGAAGAGGAAAACAUCUGAGGUUGAAGAUCGGUUGGAAUCCUUAAUAUACAAAGUGGGAGAAAAGAAUACUUUUUCUUUGGAGAGCAACUUGGAAGACCUGGCUCGGGUCUUGGAGGCAGAUCUACCAAACUACAAAAGCAAGAUACUAAGACUCCUUUGUACAGCUGCGCGUUUGUUACCAGAAAAGCUGACAGUUUACACCACUCUAGUUGGCUUGCUGAAUGCAAGGAACUACAAUUUUGGCGGAGAGUUUGUAGAAGCCAUGAUACGUCAGCUCAAAGAGUGCUUGAAAGUCAACAUGUAUUAUGAAGCUGUGUUUUUAGUCCGUUUUCUGUCCGAUCUUGUGAAUUGUCACGUAAUAGCUGCACCUUCAAUGGUAGCCAUGUUUGAGAAUUUUGUUGGUGUGACUCAGGAGGAAGAUGUACCACAGGUGCGGUGUGACUGGUAUGUGUAUGCUUUUCUGUCAUCCUUACCUUGGGUGGGGAAGGAGUUGUAUGAGAAGAAGGAUGCUGAGAUGGAGCGCAUCUUGUCCCAGGUUGAAAACUACUUGAAACGGCGUCAGAAGAUUCAUGUACCCAUGUUACAAGUUUGGUCUGCUGAUAAACCACAUCCACAAGAAGAGUACUUGGAUUGCCUUUGGGCUCAGGGUCAGAAGCUGAAAAAAGAUUGCUGGCAAGAAAGGCAUAUCCCAAGACCAUACCUUGCUUUUGAUAAUGUGCUGUGUGAAGCACUUCAGCACAACCUGCCUCCCUUUACUCCUCCACCUCACACUGAAGAUUCAGUUUACCCAGUGCCAAGAGUUAUCUUCAGAAUGUUUGACUACACCGAUGAUCCUGAGGGUCCUGUUAUGCCUGGCAGCCAUUCCGCUGAAAGAUUUGUGAUAGAAGAAAAUCUUCACUGCAUCAUCAAAUCACACUGGAAGGAGAGGAAGAACUGUGCUGCCCAGCUACUGAGCUACCCGGGGAAUAACAAGAUACCUCUGAACUAUCAUAUAGUUGAGGUAAUCUUUGCUGAGCUAUUUCAGCUUCCUGUUCCACCACACACUGAAGUCAUGUACACUACGCUUCUUAUAGAACUUUGUAAACUUCAACCUGGCUCUUUACCCCAAGUUCUUGCACAAGCCACAGAAAUGCUGUACAUGCGUCUGGAUACAAUGAAUACUACUUGUGUAGACAGGUUCAUUAAUUGGUUUUCCCACCAUUUGAGUAAUUUUCAAUUCCGUUGGAGUUGGGAGGAUUGGUCAGACUGUCUUUCUGAGGAUCUUGACAAGCCCAGACCUAAAUUUGUAAGAGAAGUUUUGGAAAAAUGCAUGAGGCUUUCCUACCAUCAGUGUAUAGUAGAUAUUGUUCCUGCUACUUUUUCAGUCCUAACUCCUGCAAAUCCAGCAUGUAUUUAUAAAUAUGGAGAUGAAAGUAACAAGUCUCUUCCAGGAUACAAUGUUGCACUUUGCUUAAACAUUGCCAUUAAAAAUAAAGCAAGCAUUGACGAAAUCUUCACUAUUCUGAAGGAUGUGCCCAAUCCUAAUCAGGAUGAUGAUGAUGAUGAAGGCUUCUCCUUCAAUCCUUUAAAAAUAGAGGUAUUUGUCCAGACACUGCUGCAUUUGGCUGCUAAAUCAUUCAGUCACUCCUUCAGUGCUCUGGGAAAAUUUCGUGAAGUCUUCAAAACUCUGGCAGAAAGUGAUGAAGGAAAGCUCCAUGUCCUCAGAGUUAUGUAUGAAGUAUGGAAGAAUCAUCCACAGAUGAUUGCUGUGCUGGUAGAUAAGAUGAUUCGCACACGGAUUGUGGACUGCGCUGCAGUAGCAAACUGGAUUUUCUCUUCAGAGCUGGCUCAUGAUUUUACUAGGUUUUAUAUCUGGGAAAUCUUGCACUCAACAAUUCGUAAGAUGAACAAACAUGUGGUGAUGAUCCAAAAGGAGCUUGAAGAGGCCAAAGCAAGAUUAGCCAAGCAGCACAAACGUCGAGACAGUGAUGAUGAUCGAAGCAGUGACAGGGAAGAUGGGCCGCUGGAAGAGCAAAUAGAACGCCUGCAAGAAAAAGUUGAAUCGGCUCAGAGUGAACAGAAAAACCUCUUCCUUGUAAUAUUCCAGCGUUUCAUAAUGAUCCUUACAGAGCACCUAGUGCGAUGUGAAACAGGAGGGAUUGAUGUAAUUACACCUUGGUACAAGAACUGUAUAGAGAGGCUGCAGCAGAUCUUCUUACGGCAUCAUCAGAUCAUCCAUCAGUACAUGGUGACCUUGGAGAACCUUCUGUUCACAGCAGAAUUGGAUCAUCACAUAUUGGCUGUAUUUCAGCAAUUUUGUGCCCUGCAAGCCUGAGAGACUUUUUUUUGUACAAGACUUAAAUGACUUCAUCUUUUUAAACAAAAAUGGGGAAAUUGACAAGGGAGGAGAAGGAAUAAACUUUUAAUUUGAAAAUGUGCUUACUGUGCUGUCCUAGAUAAGUUGCACAGCACUCAAAUGGGGCAACUGUUUUAGCAAUAGAGGCCUUACGCUAGUUAUGACUGCUAGGUGAUUGGGAAGGAAUAAUGUGUGGAUUUCUAAAUUUGAAAUGGUUUGAAUGCUGGCUUCUUCAUAGCAUUUGUUUUGUCCCUUCUAUUGCUUGUAUAAAAAUAAAAAAUAGGGAAUAAUAGAAUCAGUUAUCUUUGCUUGGCCCUUGCAUAAGAUUAAAUUCCCUUGUUAUAAUAAUGUGAAGUAGUCUCAAGCCUUGUGAAUCUGACUGAAGAGCAGCUUUCUGGUGAGUAACAUUAAACUGCCCAAGGAACAUAAGCAUAGGACAUGUGAAAUGCUAAAAAGGUCAAGCCUUCAGAGUAGCCUAGAGUAUAUGUUUGUUAUCAAAACUAAUUUUCAUGGUGGUAUGAAACAUGGUUGAAAUACAAUCAAAAUAUGUUUUUUAAA
Molecule: messenger RNA, 3225 nt
Organism: Rhineura floridana
Lineage: Eukaryota; Metazoa; Chordata; Lepidosauria; Squamata; Rhineuridae
Gene: NCBP1
Product: nuclear cap binding protein subunit 1
Exons: 23
Coding region: 283-2646 (787 amino acids)
Biological process (GO): mRNA export from nucleus; nuclear-transcribed mRNA catabolic process, nonsense-mediated decay; regulation of mRNA processing
Cellular component (GO): nuclear cap binding complex; nucleus
Molecular function (GO): protein binding; RNA cap binding; mRNA binding
Source: RefSeq, a predicted model, not a curated record